UGUGUGCCAGCCUGUUGGUGUCGCCCUUGGAAAUCGGGUCAAUGUUCAGGUCCAUUAAAAACAAAAACAUUCUGCUUACGCCAAAGUUGAGCGCAGACGAGCAGCGUCAUGGAUCAGUGUGUUAAUGUGGAGCGGGAGCUGGAGAAAGUGCUGCAGAAAUUCUCGAGCUACGGGCAGCACUGCGAUAGGACACUGGAAGAGCUGAUCGAGUACACCAGUGGCCUGAAACACGAGAUAAUACAGACUGGCGAUCAUGAAUUGGAGUUAUCAGGGACCCUGUCCCUGGUCCUGUCCCAGUGCUGUAAAAGGAUAAAAGACACUGUUCAAAAGUUGGCCUCAGACCACAAGGACAUUCACAGUAGUGUUUCCCGAGUAGGAAAGGCUAUUGAUAAGAAUCUGGACUCGGAUAUCAGCAGCGUGGGCAUCGAGGGCUGCUGGCAGUCGGAGAGCCAGAGGAUCCUCAGCGAGGUCCUGGUGGAGCACUUCUUCAGGCAAGGCAUGCUGGAUGUGGCCGAGGAGCUGUGUCAGGAAGCUGGACUUUGCAUUGACCCAAGUCAAAAGGAACCUUUUGUAGAAUUAAACAGAAUCCUAGAAGCACUUAAACUCAGAGAUUUAAGACCUGCAUUAGAGUGGGCGGUGGAUAACAGGGAAAUGCUCAUGGCACAGAACAGCUCGUUAGAAUUCAAACUGCACAGAUUGUACUUCAUCAGCCUUUUAAUGGGGGGCACAGUCAAUCAGAAGGAGGCUCUGCAGUAUGCAAAAAACUUCCAGCCCUUCGCUGUCAACCAUCAGAAAGACAUCCAGGUGUUGAUGGGCAGUUUAGUGUAUUUGCGGCAGGGGAUAGAGAACUCUCCUUACGUUCACUUGCUGGACUCCAAUCAGUGGGCUGAUAUCUGUGACAUUUUCACCAGAGACGCCUGCUCGCUGCUCGGCCUCUCAGUGGAUUCCCCUCUCAGUGUCAGUUUUUCAGCAGGUUGUGUGGCUCUGCCAGCUCUCAUUAACAUCAAAGCUGUCAUAGAACAGAGGCAGUGCACAGGAGUGUGGAACCAGAAGGAUGAGUUGCCUAUUGAAGUUGACCUGGGUAAAAAAUGCUGGUAUCACUCGGUCUUUGCCUGCCCUAUUCUUCGACAGCAGACAACAGAUAGUAAUCCCCCUAUGAAGCUGGUGUGUGGCCACAUCAUUUCCAGAGAUGCUUUAAAUAAAAUGAUCAAUGGAAGCAAGUUGAAAUGCCCUUACUGCCCCAUGGAACAAGUGCCAGGAGACGCAAAGCAAAUCUACUUCUGAAAUGUGGUCUCAAUCAAUGCCUACCUGAGGAAUCAAUGCCUACCUUUUGCUCUCUCGGCCAUUAACUUGAGUGAGACAAAUAGCACUGCUAUGGAGAGGCUGAAGGCAUGUGCAGAAAUAAAUGUAGCUGUCUGGGAAGGGUGCCAAUACCGUAUAUAGAAACACUGACACAGUGCAAAAGCUAGAAAGAAACUUAGAGACAAUAUAGGGCUUUUUCUUGGUCUCAAGUAACCUGAUAAACCUAAUACACCAGCACUCACUAUUGACAGCAGUUAUUUCUAUGUUAAAUCUUUUUUAAGUAACAUAGCCAACCAACUUUUUUAUCAUCAUAUUGAUAAGUUUGUAUGUCAUCUUUUGAGGAUGUUGGUGUGGAACUUUUUGUUUUUGAUUUUUUCUUUUAUCCAAAAUGUAUAUAAUAUCUAGAAGAUAACGGAGGUGUACGCAGCUGCUGCUGCCAAAGUUUGCAUUACUGUUUUCUAGUGAUGGCGAGCUGUGAAAUACUUCUUUAAAACCUGUACAGAACCAAGUGAAUAAUGGAGCCCCCUGGGCUUUAGAUAUUUAAACGUAUUGCUAAUUUAUAUGAUUGUAUGCAGUUUAUAAUAUUGGAGAAGAGUGGCACGUAAUGUUUCUUUGCUUUGAUAAUUGUUUUUUUUUCUGUAAUGCCAUCUCUAUUAAAGCUCUAAUUUUGAAAAAUG
Molecule: messenger RNA, 1979 nt
Organism: Lepisosteus oculatus (spotted gar)
Lineage: Eukaryota; Metazoa; Chordata; Actinopteri; Semionotiformes; Lepisosteidae
Product: E3 ubiquitin-protein ligase RMND5A
Biological process (GO): proteasome-mediated ubiquitin-dependent protein catabolic process
Cellular component (GO): GID complex; nucleus; cytoplasm
Molecular function (GO): protein binding; ubiquitin protein ligase activity
Source: RefSeq, a predicted model, not a curated record